This is a messenger RNA of Dipodomys spectabilis (banner-tailed kangaroo rat), 1898 nucleotides long. RefSeq names its product transmembrane protein 161A (gene Tmem161a). Lineage: Eukaryota; Metazoa; Chordata; Mammalia; Rodentia; Heteromyidae. Bases 25 to 1464 code for a protein of 479 amino acids. The record is from RefSeq and is a predicted model, not a curated record. The transcript is spliced from 12 exons.
GGUUCUGGGUGCCCGGGCGGCGAGAUGGCCGUCCUGGGAGUGCAGCUGGUGGUGACGCUGCUCAUGGCCACGCUCAUGCACCGCCUGGCCCCGCACUGCUCCUUCGCGCGCUGGCUGCUCUGUAACGGCAGCCUCUUCCGAUACAAGCACCCCUCCGAGGAGGAGCUUCGCGCCCUGGCCGGCAGGCAGCGGCCCCGAGGCCGGAAGGAGCGGUGGGCCAGCGGCCCCGGCGAGGAGAGCCCGCUGUCGGUGCCCCGGGACGCCCCGAUCCGGCUGGAGAAGUGCCCGCUGACCGCGGUGGACGCCCUGGUGCUGCGCUUCUUCCUGGAGUACCAGUGGUUCGUGGACCUGGCGGUGUACGCGGGCGGCGUCUACCUCUUCACCGAGGCCUACUACUACGCGCUGCGCCCCGCGCGCGAGGCCAACAUCGCCGUGGUCUGGUGCCUGCUCACCGUGGUCUUCUCCAUCAAGGUGUUCCUGACGCUGACCCGACUGUACUUCAGCGCCAAGGAGGGCGGCGAGCGCUCCGUGUGUCUGGCCUUCGCCUUCCUCUUCCUCCUCCUGGCCAUGCUGGUGCAGGUGGUGCGGGAGGAAACCCUGGAGCUGGGCCUGGAGCCAGGCCUGGCCAGCCUGACCCAGAACCUGGAGCCACUUCUGAAGAAGCAGGACUGGGACUGGGCGCUCCCUGUGAUCAAGCUGACUGUCCGCCUAGCGCUGGCCGGCCUGGGCUCCGUGCUGGGAGCCUUCCUCACCUUCCCCGGCCUGCGGCUGGCCCAGACCCACCGGGACGCACUCACCAUGUCCGGGGACCGGCCUGUGCUGCAGUUGCUCCUGCACACCAGCUUCCUGUCUCCCCUGUUCAUCCUGUGGCUGUGGACCAAGCCCAUUGCACGGGACUUCCUGCACCAGGCGCCGGGCGGGGAGGCGUCCACCUCCCUGCUCUCGGACGCGGCCUUCGACACGGCGCGCCUGUGGGCACUGGUGGCGCUGUGCCUGCUGCGCCUGGCCGUGACGCGGCCGCACCUGCAGGCCUACCUGUGCCUGGCGCGGGCUCGCGUGGAGCAGCUGCGGCGGGAGGCCGGCCGCAUCGAGGCCCGCGAGGUCCAGCAGCGGGUGGUCCGGGUCUACUGCUACGUGACGGUGGUUAGCCUCCAGUACCUGACGCCGCUCAUCCUCACGCUCAACUGCACGCUGCUGCUCAAGACGCUGGGGGGCUACUCCUGGGGCCUGGGUCCUGAGCCGGCGCCAUCACUGUCGGGGCCCCCAGCCCAGGCCGCGGCCGUCGCCGCCGGGGAGGACGACGCCCAGCAGACGGCGGCCUGGAUCGCCGGGGCCCUGGGCGGCCUCUUCACUCCGCUGUUCCUCCGCGGCCUCCUGGCCUACCUCAUCUGGUGGACGGCCGCCUGCCAGCUGCUCUCCAGCCUCUUCGGCCUCUACUUCCACCAGCACCUGGGCGGGGCCUAGACGCCCGCAGCCCUCCUGUCCUCCUUGUGUGCCUCAGUGUUCCCAGCGGCAAGAUGGGGCAGACCGCUCGGGAUCCCCCUACCAUGGUGCCUGGGCUGUGGGCCCUGGACAGGGGGGCGGGGCCUGAGCCUGUGUCCCCACCUGGGCGUCGUGUGUGCAUGUGUGCGCGCGCAUGCGCCCCAGACUGCUCUGAUGGACUAUUUGGAGCACGCCUUUUCCAAACUGACCCCAAGUGGCAGGGAGUAAAGUGGGGGCCCGGGAGACGAGCUUGGGGGCCCCCUCCUCGCGAGGCCGGGGUGCCAGAAGGGCUGUGUACCCCGCAGGGCCCCCGGGGGACCGGCGUGCGCACACGAGGGCGAGGGCCGGCGCAGCGCGCGUUCCGGAACCUCCUGUGUGUGUAGAUCGUAUAUCAGCAAUAAAUGAUAUGAAGGUGU